AACUUUGAGCACAGCUGAAGAAAAGCUGACUUGCUCAAGACCCUCUCGCCUAUAAGUUCUGUAAGUGCCUAGACACACACCUUAAAGUCUUGCCAUGGCUGCAGCAAGUGUCGCAUCUCACAUCGUGCCAAAGCAGGAGGUGAUAGCGUUCGUGGAGCGGUGUAUGGGGGCUGUGGGUACACCGGGCGCGCACGCCUCUGCUCUGGCUCAGGCCUUGAUGACAGCUGACUAUAGGGGACACUUCAGCCAUGGACUCAACAGGCUCGACAUGUAUGUGCAGGACAUCCGGUCAGGGAUGACCGUGAAAGACGGAGAACCAACCAUCGUGAACGAGCGGGCGGGGACCGCGUUCGUGAACGGGAACAACCUCCUGGGGCCGGUGGUGUCAAAUUUCUGCAUGGACCUCGCCAUGAGGAAGGCAAAGGAUGCUGGGAUUGGAUGGGUUGUUGCCUGUGGAUCGAACCAUUACAGCAUUGCGGGGUACUACAGCCUGAAGGCUUGUGACCAGGGCUUGGUGGGUAUGUCGUUCACCAACACAUCUCCACUGGUGGUGCCAACAAGAGCCAGGAAGGGUGUUCUGGGCACCAACCCCAUCUCCGUGGCGGCUCCAGGGAAGGAGGGCGACAGUUUCGUGUUGGACAUGGCGACCUCUACAUGUGCCCUCGGCAAGAUUGAGCUGCAUGACAGGAAAGGGUUGCCCAUCCCCAUAGGCUGGGGAGUGGACUCUGCCGGCAGGGAAACCACAGACCCAAAGGCUGUCUUACAGGGUGGAGGUCAGAUGGCACUGGGAGGGUCAGAGGUCACAGGAGGAUACAAGGGUUACGGCCUGGCCAUGAUGGUGGAACUGUUCUGCGGGAUCCUGAGUGGCGGGGCGUACGGGCCGAACGUACGCAGAUGGAAAACAAAUGACAGGGUCGCCAACUUGGGCCAGUGUUUUGUCGCCAUUGACCCAGAAGCCUUUGCUCCAGGGUUCCAUGACCGCAUGCAGGACAUGAUGGACUGCUGUAGGAACCUGGAGCCGGCCGAGGGAGAGACAGAAGUGCUGGUAGCAGGGGACCCAGAGAGGAAGCACAUGGCCAUGUGUGAUGCACAGGGGGGGAUCCCGUAUCACGUCAACCAGUUUACUCAUCUGCAAGACCUGGCUAAGCAGCUGGAGGUGGAACCCUUGAAGGAGAAGAAGUGAUGCUGACUGGCUCAAGGUGCCCGAAUAGUCACGGUGCCCCAACAACCAACUAGAAGGUCAGGGGAUAGGUGAGGUGAGGUAAGGUGCUCACGGAUCUUCCCAGGAACUACAGACAUCAUGAACAGCAAAACCUUCCCAACUGAGAACAAACUUCUUAACAGAUGACUGACAAUCAAUAUUCAAUGGAACAAUCAAGUGCAAUAAUCAUUACCUGUCCUGACUCCAUUUCUGUAUUUUCUUUGUAUCUAAUGCAAGUGCCUUAAUAUUGAUGUAUUGAGAUAAUGCAGUUUCCAUGAAAACUGUGGAUAAUGUAUAUUGAAAUACUAAUUAUUGACUAAUUAGUAUUUGGUGAUGAGGUAUAUGCUGGAUUGUGUUUCUUACUACAAAAACAAUGUAUUACUGACAAUAAUGACUUGAUGUUGGAUUUUAUGGGAAAAUAUUUUAUUGAAUAAAGAAUAACCACAAACAUUG
This is a messenger RNA of Branchiostoma floridae (Florida lancelet), 1654 nucleotides long. RefSeq lists its product as uncharacterized. The transcript is spliced from 12 exons. Lineage: Eukaryota; Metazoa; Chordata; Leptocardii; Amphioxiformes; Branchiostomatidae. Bases 95 to 1183 code for a protein of 362 amino acids. The record is from RefSeq and is a predicted model, not a curated record. Gene Ontology annotation, molecular function: oxidoreductase activity.